AUGGUCGGAACGUUUGAGGGGAAUUUGCUUCUUGUUCUUAGGCAGACCACUUCUAGGAGCCAAUACAGCAUCUUAGCUGGUUCUCACUUUCUGCGUGUUUCAAGUCUCGUUCGGCCUCGUCUCCAGUCUCCAGUCUCCAGUCUCAGCGUUUCUUUCUCGUACUCGGUCUCGUUUCUCGGUUUGGGCCCCUUUCUCGUCUCUCGUCUCUCGGCCGUUCCGGUCGCUCUCUCGUAUCUCGUCUCCCUCGUCUUUGGUCUCGGUCCCGUCUCUUCCCCGUAUCAUUUCAUAUCAUCUUUGAUCGACCGCUUUGCUAUACCAUAG
Messenger RNA from Microbotryum saponariae, 321 nucleotides. The record is from the annotation of a GenBank genome assembly. Lineage: Eukaryota; Fungi; Basidiomycota; Microbotryomycetes; Microbotryales; Microbotryaceae.